Aspergillus eucalypticola CBS 122712 is the source of this 1612-nucleotide messenger RNA. RefSeq names its product aldehyde dehydrogenase. The record is from RefSeq and is a predicted model, not a curated record. The coding region runs from base 27 to 1526 and encodes 499 amino acids. Lineage: Eukaryota; Fungi; Ascomycota; Eurotiomycetes; Eurotiales; Aspergillaceae. The transcript has a single exon. Gene Ontology annotation, molecular function: aldehyde dehydrogenase (NAD+) activity.
CUACUUCAUAUCUUUAACUCUCCAAAAUGACAGCCAUGAUACCUCACGUCUCCAACUGGGUCAAUGGCACCCACACCACCGCAACCACACCCCGUAUCCCCGUCAUCAACCCAGCCACCGAGCUCCCUAUCGCAACCAUCGACUCCACCCCCAAAGAAACCGUUAAUCAAAUCAUCACCUUAUCCCUGAAAACCUUCAACGAUGGCUCCUGGUCCCGCGCUGAUCAAUCCACACGCUUCACGGUCCUUUCGACCGCAGCCCGUCUCCUCCGCUCCCGUCUCCCAGAAUUCAUCGAACUGGAAACUCGCCAAACCGGCCGUCCCAUCCGCGAGAUGCGCGCCCAGCUAGCUCGCAUCCCUGAAUGGCUCGAGUACUUUGCCUCCGUAGUACGCGUGCACGAAGGCCGAGUAACUCCCUUCAAGGGACCAGUCGUGAACACCCUGACACGGCUACCGCUCGGCGUGGUGGCACUGAUCACACCAUACAACCACCCGCUUCUCAUCGCCAUGAAGAAGAUCGGGGCUGCACUGGCAGGUGGGAACGUGGUCAUAGUGAAAGCAUCAGAACUAGCACCUCUGUCUGUGCUGAGGCUGGGUGCAUUGUUCAAAGAGGCGGGCUUACCCGAUGGCGUGUUGCAGAUAAUCAGCGGAUACGGAUACGAGACGGGGAAGUAUCUGUGUGAGAGUCCGUUGCUGGCGAAGAUAGACUUGACUGGUGGACUAGCAACAUACAGGGCUAUUGCACCGUCUGCAUCGGCGAAUCUCAUCCCCAUAACGGCUGAACUAGGCGGAAAGGCACCUGUGUGCUUGUUCCCGGGCGUUGGGAUCGAGGAUGCGGUUAAGGCAGCGCUGUUUGCGAGCUUCAUUGCUAGUGGACAGACAUGUGUUACGGGGAGUAGGCUGCUUGUUCAUACGGAUAUCUAUGACGAGUUCACGGCGUUGCUGAAGAAACGGGUUGAGAAGUUACGGCUGGGCAAUCCCCUUGACGACACGACGCAGAUCGGAACGGUUAUAUCUAAGGCAGCGGUGGAAAGAUGCGCUGCGUUUGUGGAGAGAGCUGUGCGGGAGGGUGGAAAGGUCCUCUGUGGUGGACAUGCGACUACCAAUCCUUCCUCUGGAAAAGGGUACUACUUCGAGCCGACGGUCAUUGAGACGCGUCCACAGACGGACCUGGAAUGUAACGAGGUGUUUGGACCGGUCAUUGCGCUGAUCAGGUGCCAGUCGGAGGAGGAUGUCAUUCGCAUUGCCAAUGCAUCUUCGUUGGCGCUGGGGGCUUCAAUCUGGACGACUAAUUUCUACCAGGCACAUCGAGUGGCGGACAAGAUUGAGGCAGGGAUUGUGUGGAUUAAUGGACAUCAUUUGAAUGAUCCGUCGUCGCCGUGGGGUGGAUUCAAACAGAGUGGAAUGGGGAAGGAGAAUGGUUUGGAGGCGUAUGAAAGCUAUACAAAGGUUAAGAGUACGAUUAUCAAUUAUGGAGUGCCCCCGGUUUGGUUCGAUGAUGAGCCUGUGAAUGCUCGCUAUGGAUAGUACAGGUGUGUGGAAACUAGAUUGGUUUGUUAGACAAGAAGAGGAUGUUGGCUUACAUUCUGUCCCUAAUGACUAUUAUUGUUCCA